GUUUUCCUCUUCCCGUCGAGUUCCAGUACACUUCGACUCGUCGCCCUCUCUAUGUUCCCUUCUAUCAGCCGCCUCGCCCGCUCCCUCUGAUCUCCUCCUACGCGAACCCUCAGCCCCGAAGAAGCCGACGAGGUAAUCCCGCGCCUCCGCCAUGGGCGACAGCCAGUACUCCUUCUCCCUUACCACCUUCAGCCCGUCGGGUAAGCUGGUGCAGAUCGAGCACGCGCUCACGGCCGUCGGAUCCGGCCAGACCUCGCUUGGUAUCAAAGCCGCUAAUGGUGUAGUUAUUGCCACCGAGAAGAAAUUGCCCUCUAUUUUAGUGGAUGAAACAUCUGUGCAAAAGAUUCAGUCGUUGACUCCAAAUAUUGGAGUUGUCUACAGUGGGAUGGGUCCAGAUUUCCGUGUUCUCGUGAGAAAAAGUCGGAAGCAGGCACAACAGUAUUAUCGGCUGUACAAGGAAACUAUCCCUGUUACACAGCUUGUCCGAGAGACGGCUGCUGUUAUGCAGGAGUUCACACAGUCUGGUGGUGUAAGACCAUUCGGUGUAUCACUGUUGAUUGCUGGGUAUGAUGACAAUGGCCCGCAGUUGUAUCAGGUUGACCCAUCGGGAUCAUACUUCUCCUGGAAAGCAUCAGCUAUGGGAAAAAAUGUGUCAAAUGCGAAGACUUUUCUUGAGAAAAGAUACACAGAAGAUAUGGAGCUUGAUGAUGCCAUCCAUACUGCAAUUUUGACUCUCAAAGAAGGAUUUGAAGGACAAAUCUCUGCCAACAAUAUUGAAAUUGGAGUUAUUCGAGCUGACCGUGAAUUCAAAGUUCUAACCCCAGCAGAGAUCAAGGAUUUCUUGGAAGAGGUGGAGUAAGUUGGACGUUGACAAUGUACUGUAUCCAACAAGAAAAGUGACCGAGCAGUCUGCAUGAAGCUUGUCUCAUGUUUUAAAUUGGAGUUAUUGUGAACUGAUUUGCUCCAGUGAUACCAGACGAACCUGCAUUUGAAUCCUUGUGAAUGCACAUUGUAGACAACGAAGAUAACUUAAUGUUAGGUGCAUGCUUUAUUUUGGUCCAAAAUCUCACAACGAAGAUAACUUAAUAUUACGUGCAUGUUUUAUUU
Brachypodium distachyon (stiff brome) is the source of this 1107-nucleotide messenger RNA. Its product is annotated as proteasome subunit alpha type-2. The transcript has 11 exons. The record is from RefSeq and is a predicted model, not a curated record. NCBI's taxonomy places the organism in Eukaryota, Viridiplantae, Streptophyta, Magnoliopsida, Poales, Poaceae. Gene Ontology annotation, cellular component: proteasome core complex; proteasome core complex, alpha-subunit complex. The coding region runs from base 152 to 859 and encodes 235 amino acids. Gene Ontology annotation, biological process: ubiquitin-dependent protein catabolic process.